UGUGCAAAGCUUUUAUGCUUCUACCUCUUCUAUAGUGCCUAAAGUUAAGUACAAAUGUUUUGAUGUUGGGGCUUUGGCCUAAAAUGGAAAGUUACUUUGAAGAUGCAAUGUAGAUGUCUGUCAUUUUAGCUCACUUCUCUCUCUUAUUUUAUUAUAGUACAUAGUAAUAUCUGUUUUUGACUGUUUGAUAAUAUUUUUCCCAAACAUGUUGUCACUUAAUCUUCUGAAUUUAAUUGCCUUAUGUUUUAAAAUAAAUUUACUCAUUUAAAAUCACGUUAUAGGUGCUAGCAUACUUUCUGAUUAUCACUGGAUCUGUAGUAUCUAUUGCCCUUGUACCUUUCCAGCUAUUCAGCAUCUGAAGAAUGUACUGAGGCAUGUGACAGCUCUCUGAGAAUUGAAAGCUAAUGCAGCCUUGCUGCAUAGUGCCCAGUGAUAAUGCAGAACGGAUAGCUUGCAGGUGAUAUUUUGGUAGAUUACACUAUCUGCUGUGAGUAACUCCUAAAUCUUGGGUAGUGUUGGUACCUUUUCCAGUACCAUGGUGUGUAUACGUAACUUACAUUCACACUACUGAGAUGUAUGAACUUACAGUUCUGUUUGUACAGCUUAAUUCUGGAAGCCUGGAUUUUGUCCUAAUUUUGUAAUCAACUUGCUUAGAAAUAAAGAACUGUAUCCUUUUUCAUCCUUGGCAUUGAGCGUUUUAAAGCACAUCAUCGCUUUUUGAAUAAUUAAUUAUUUCCUUUAUCGCUUUAGGUAUUUCUGGGAAAAGCCAGCUUCUGUUUGCACUGGUCUUCACUACGCGUUAUCUGGACCUCUUCACUUCAUUCAUUUCAUUGUAUAACACAUCUAUGAAGCUUAUCUACAUUGCUUGCUCAUAUGCCACUGUGUAUCUGAUCUACAUGAAAUUUAAGGCCACCUAUGAUGGAAACCAUGAUACAUUCAGAGUGGAGUUUCUGAUAGUUCCUGUUGGUGGACUCUCAUUUCUUGUCAAUCAUGACUUCUCUCCUCUGGAGAUACUGUGGACCUUCUCCAUCUAUCUUGAAUCGGUUGCUAUUCUCCCUCAACUUUUUAUGAUCAGCAAAACUGGGGAAGCAGAGACCAUCACUACUCACUAUCUUUUCUUCUUGGGUCUGUACCGUGCCUUGUACUUAGUCAACUGGAUUUGGCGCUACUAUUUUGAGGGAUUUUUUGACCUCAUAGCUGUUGUUGCUGGUGUGGUCCAGACCGUUCUUUACUGUGACUUCUUCUAUUUGUAUGUUACAAAAGUACUCAAGGGAAAGAAGCUCAGUUUGCCAGCGUAAGUGCCAAAAAAAACAUCACCAGCAUCUGUCCUUUUGGAUGCUUGGACAGAACAAUCCUUAUCACAAGCAAAGGUGAAGAUGCUUGAGACAGAAAGUCAGAAACACAGCUCUUUAUAGCGCAGGUAGUCAUCAGCGGCUCUGUAAGAACGGAGGAAAAACAACCAGCAGAUUUCUGUUUGAUGCAUCUUGCCUUUAUCUUUUUUAUUACUAUGUA
This is a messenger RNA of Egretta garzetta (little egret), 1512 nucleotides long. It is a transcript of the gene KDELR2, whose product is annotated as KDEL endoplasmic reticulum protein retention receptor 2. The record is from RefSeq and is a predicted model, not a curated record. Bases 846 to 1298 code for a protein of 150 amino acids. NCBI's taxonomy places the organism in Eukaryota, Metazoa, Chordata, Aves, Pelecaniformes, Ardeidae. Gene Ontology annotation, cellular component: cis-Golgi network; endoplasmic reticulum; membrane. Gene Ontology annotation, biological process: protein retention in ER lumen; endoplasmic reticulum to Golgi vesicle-mediated transport. Gene Ontology annotation, molecular function: ER lumen protein retrieval receptor activity. The transcript is spliced from 4 exons.